Fusarium pseudograminearum CS3096 is the source of this 1473-nucleotide messenger RNA. RefSeq lists its product as uncharacterized. The coding region runs from base 1 to 1473 and encodes 490 amino acids. Lineage: Eukaryota; Fungi; Ascomycota; Sordariomycetes; Hypocreales; Nectriaceae. The transcript is spliced from 4 exons. Gene Ontology annotation, cellular component: mitochondrion; cytoplasm; cytosol. The record is from RefSeq and is a predicted model, not a curated record. Gene Ontology annotation, biological process: tetrahydrofolylpolyglutamate biosynthetic process. Gene Ontology annotation, molecular function: tetrahydrofolylpolyglutamate synthase activity; ATP binding.
AUGGCUUCAUCCGGGCGUUGCUACAAUGACGCUAUCGAUGCGCUCAAUUCCCUUCAGACGCCUUUUGAUAUAGUCGAAGCUCGCAGGAAGGCUGGUAUAAAGCCUAAUGCUGUGUCAAUUCAAGAGAUGAAGAUAUAUCUCCUCCGUAUCGGAUACACUCCUUCUGAUUUGAACAAACUCAACAUCGUUCAUGUGGCAGGAACCAAAGGCAAAGGAAGUACUUGUGCAUUUGUCGACUCUAUCCUCUCUCAAUAUCAGCACGCAAGAGGCACACCCCGCAAAACAGGCCUCUUCAUAUCCCCUCACCUCAUAGCUGUCCGCGAGCGCAUCCGUAUCAAUUCAACCCCUAUUUCAGAAGAACUUUUUGCAAAGUACUUCUUUGAGGUCUGGGACCGUCUAGAGGCGGCGCCAAAGGAUGAAGCAGACAAACUCAUGCCCCCUCGACCAAUCUAUGCUCGCUACUUAACCUUGAUGAGCUGGCAUGUCUUUCUUCAAGAGGGCAUCGAUGUUGCUGUGUACGAAACGGGAAUCGGAGGAGAAUUCGAUGCUACCAACGUGGUCGAGAACCCGGUAGCUUCAGGGAUCAGCACACUUGGUAUUGACCAUGUGUUCGCUUUGGGUGACACUGUAGCCAAGGUUGCAUGGCACAAAGCAGGUAUCAUGAAGAAAGGCAGCGCGGCUUUUACAAUCGAGCAAGUGCCAGAUGCAGACGAGGUCCUUAGAAAGAGAGCCGAGGAGAAGAAAGUGGAUCUGAAAGUCCUCGACAUUGAUCCUCGACUAAAUGUUGUCAAGAUUCGACCAGACGCCGCCUUCCAGAAGCGAAAUGCCACACUAGCCGUUGCUCUUGCUGAAACAGCACUGGAGAAGAUUGGUAUUGAUCUUCCGCAACGUUCGGAACCUCUGCCGAAGGAAUUUGUAGAUGGCCUUGAAAAAGUUGUAUGGAGAGGUCGAUGUGAGGUCAAGAAGGAGGACAAGGUGACAUGGCACGUUGACGGCGCUCAUACCUCUGAUAGUUUGAAGAUGUGCUCCAAAUGGUUCAAAGAUGAGACUUCAGGACGCAACGGCCCUCGCGUCAUGAUCUUCAACCAACAAGGCCGCUCAGAGGCCACUGAGUUCCUCGAAUCCGUUUUCAAAGCAACCAAACGUGAUGGCCAGCCCGCCUUUGACCAUGUCAUCUUUUGCACAAACGUCACAUAUGCCGAGUCAGGCUACAAGCGUGACUUUGUCAACCACCAGUUUGACCCUGCCGAGAUUGACAAGAUGACAGUCCAGCAGCGCUUCGCUGAGAAGUGGGCAGCUCUGGAUCCUAGUGCUACUGUUAAAGUCAUGCCUACCAUCGAGCAAUCCAUCGACUACGCUCGACAUAUUGGAGAAGAUCUUCUAGAGGGCGAGACGGUCCAGGCACUUAUCACAGGCAGCUUGCAUCUUGUUGGCGGUGCGCUUGGAAUAUUGGAGAAAGCUGAUGCUCUAUGA